UUUGGCAGUUUAGUAGCACCUGUGACAUUGAAGUUUGAUCUUCCAAAGGCUAUGAUGCUUUCUUAAUUCUGAUCCAUCAAAUAACCAACUAUACCAACCGCCCCUUUCUCUUACCACUUCGUCCCGCAAACUACGCUAAGCAACAUAAAGAAACUAACUUAGACGGAGACAAAAAAAUAUUCAAUCUUUGACAAAGACAGAGACAUAAAAGAAUAAGUGUAAAUUCUGCAAAGAAAAAAAGAGAAGAAAGACUUAUAAUUCUAUGCUGUGACAAAAUAUCCUGUGAAGAUUCUUUUAUUUUGUUUGAUAAACAAUUAAAUGUGGACAUGCAUGUCACGAAUUGGGUUUCCUAGCAGUUGUUGACUCUCAUCAGCUAUGCAAAUGGUCGGAGAUGGAAAUUAUUCUGUUUUUUCCGCAGAGCAGAACCAUUAGUGGAUGGCUAAAGAUUCACAAUUUUCAGGGGGGAAGUCCCAUCUUGAAAUGGGAUCACUAGAAGGAAGAGCAGUACUUCAGCUUGAAGAUGAGAACCUUGUGAACUCUAAGCAUAAUGAUAGGAGGACAACUUCUAUGGAUGCCACUCCUCAGAUAUCCGUUUUUGAUGCCGAUACGGACGAUGUCAGUUGUAAAUAUGUGUGGAAAAAUAUACUAAGGCAGAUGCACAUAGUUUUGUUUACCAAGAAGUUAAACCUACUUAUUCCUUGUGGUCCUUUAGCCAUGAUUGUCGAUAUGUUAACCGAUCAUCAUGGAUGGAUCUUCUUUCUUAGCUUGUUAGGAAUCAUACCCCUUGCAGAGCGCUUAGGUUGGGCGACAGAGCAGCUGGCUUUCUAUACGGGGCCAACAGUUGGAGGACUUUUAAAUGCAACUUUUGGUAACGCGACAGAGCUAAUAAUAUCAAUGUAUGCACUGAGAAGAGGCAUGAUUCGUGUGGUUCAGCAGUCAUUAUUAGGUUCAAUUCUAUCUAAUACAUUACUAGUGCUCGGAUGUGCAUUUUUUGGUGGUGGAAUUGUUCAUUCCAGUAAGGACCAGGUUUUUGACAAGGGAAAUGCAGUGAUGAAUUCGGGGUUGCUUUUGAUGGCAGUGAUGGGCUUACUGUUCCCUGCUGUCCUCCAUUUUACACACACUGAGUUGCAUUUUGGGAAGUCAGAGCUGGCACUUUCCAGAUUCAGCAGCUGCGUAAUGCUUGUAGCAUAUGGUGCAUACCUGUUUUAUCAGCUGACUAGUCAGAAUAGUCUUUACAUGCCAAUUUCUGAGGAAGAGGGUGAGAAUGACGGAAGCCCAGAUGAGGAAGAAGCCCCUGAGAUAUCAAAAUGGGGGUCAAUCAUAUGGCUUUCGAUUAUGACACUAUGGAUCGCGGUCUUGUCAGAAUACCUGGUUAAUGCCAUAGAGGGGGCAUCAGUUGCUAUGAGUAUUCCUGUGGCAUUUAUAAGUGUCAUACUGCUCCCGAUUGUUGGAAAUGCAGCUGAGCAUGCUGGUGCUGUCAUGUUUGCUUGCAAAGACAAGCUUGACAUCUCUUUGGGAGUGGCAAUAGGCUCAUCAACGCAGAUUGCCAUGUUUGGGAUCCCCUUCUGCGUGGUGGUUGGAUGGAUUAUGGGCCGUCCUAUGGAUUUGAACUUCCAAUUGUUUGAAACGGCCACGCUUUUCAUGAGUGUCCUUGUAGUAGCAUUCAUGUUGCAGGAUGGAACUUCCAAUUACUUUAAAGGACUGAUGCUCCUUCUCUGCUAUUUGAUAGUCGCUGCAAGCUUCUUUGUGCAUAUAGAUCCAGAGGCUAUACAGGACAAGCCCACCACAAAAACAUAGAUAAACGUCGUGGUUUCUGAUCAUGUUGACCUGCUAAAGCUGAAGGGCCUGAAUUCAAAUUAGAGUUGCAUAUGAUAAAGAGCCAUUUCUUCAAGUUUUGGCCACUCUGAGCAGUGUAUAUUAACAAGCAUUCAUCUGUUGAUGAUGCUCAGGGUUCUGUAUUACUGCCAUCUGUUCAUUUGAGAAGUAUAUGUUGCUUUGUCAGUUUUGACUGUAUCAUUAGGUCUUUUUGUGUGGCAGCUGGUGAUUUAUUUUUUCGCCUCGAAAAUGGCUGGAUAGUAAACAAGUUUUUGUGUUAUAUAUAUUAGGAAUUUCAGGUUAUUGUAAACACAGUUUUUUUUGCUUGUCAAAAGCAGAAUGUAUUGUAUUUGUCAUCUGUAAUC
This is a messenger RNA of Lycium ferocissimum, 2180 nucleotides long. Its product is annotated as vacuolar cation/proton exchanger 3-like. The record is from RefSeq and is a predicted model, not a curated record. Gene Ontology annotation, molecular function: calcium:proton antiporter activity. Gene Ontology annotation, biological process: calcium ion transmembrane transport; intracellular calcium ion homeostasis. The transcript has 13 exons. Lineage: Eukaryota; Viridiplantae; Streptophyta; Magnoliopsida; Solanales; Solanaceae. Bases 436 to 1797 code for a protein of 453 amino acids. Gene Ontology annotation, cellular component: plant-type vacuole membrane.